CCAGGAAGAAACGCGAUGGCGGCGCCGCUCGCCGCCGCCGCCGCCGCCGCGGUCCGCCUCAGCCAGCGCCACCGCCUCCUCCUCCGCCGCCGCCGCCGCUGCAGCUCCGCGCCCAUGGUUCCUGCUCCCGCUCCUCCCGCCGCCGCUUCUCGACGCCUCUCCGCACCGGCCCCGCCCCCUCGCCGCCUUGCUCGCUCCGGCUCCGGCUCCGUCCGUCCGCUCGCCGCGAAGGUCGUGUCCGAGGCGCAGGCGGAUUUAGAGUCUGGUGCGAUGACAGUAAGCAAGAGCCGCAUUUACCAUGAGACAUAUGGGUGCCAAAUGAAUGUGAAUGACAUGGAGAUUGUGCUUUCUAUCAUGAAAAAUGAAGGGUAUGAUGAAAUUGUCCCUGACCCCGAGAGUGCAGAGAUAAUAUUUAUCAACACUUGCGCAAUCCGUGAUAACGCAGAGCAGAAAGUCUGGCAGCGACUGAACUACUUUUGGUUCCUGAAAAGGCAAUGGAAAGCUAAUGUUGCUGCAGGGCGGUCAAAAUCUCUGCGGCCUCCAAAGAUUGCUGUCCUUGGAUGCAUGGCAGAGCGAUUGAAGGAGAAAAUUCUUGAUUCUGAUAAGAUGGUUGAUGUUGUCUGUGGACCAGAUGCAUAUAGAGACUUGCCUAGGUUGCUUCAGGAAGUUGAUUAUGGGCAGAAGGGUAUCAACACACUUCUCUCACUUGAGGAGACGUAUGCUGACAUUACCCCUGUUAGGAUUUCUGACAAUUCAGUGACUGCAUUUGUAUCAAUUAUGAGGGGUUGCAACAAUAUGUGCUCCUUUUGCAUCGUUCCUUUCACUAGAGGUAGGGAAAGGUCUCGCCCGGUGACCUCAAUUGUCCGAGAAGUUGGGGAGCUUUGGAAAUCAGGUGUGAAGGAAGUAAUGCUUCUUGGCCAGAAUGUAAACAGUUAUAACGACACUUCUGAAGUUGAGGAAUUAGAGCCUGGUAAAAACUGGCAGCUCAGUGAAGGGUUUUCUAGCAUGUCCAAAGUGAAGAAUAUGGGGUUGCGUUUUGCCGAUCUCUUGGAUCAGCUAUCUUUGGAAUACCCUGAGAUGCGGUUCAGGUUUACCUCUCCGCAUCCAAAGGAUUACCCGGACGAGCUUCUAUAUUUAAUGCGGGAUAGGCACAAUGUUUGCAAACUUAUUCACAUGCCAGCACAAACAGGCAGCACAGCAGUUCUGGAACGUAUGCGUCGGGGUUAUACUAGAGAGGCAUACUUGGAGCUUGUUCAGAAAAUCCGUAGUAUCAUUCCAGAUGUUGGGUUAAGUAGUGAUUUCAUAACUGGUUUUUGUGGAGAGACAGAAGAGGAACAUGCUGAGACUCUUAGCCUUGUAAGGGCCGUUGGAUAUGAUAUGGCCUACAUGUUUGCAUAUAGCAUGAGGGAAAAGACUCAUGCUCAUCGGAAUUAUGUGGAUGAUGUCCCUGAUGAUGUCAAGCAGAAGAGACUUGCAGAACUAAUCAGCACCUUCCGUGAAACUACGGCAAAGAUUUAUGAUUCUCAAGUUGGUACAGUGCAACUAGUUCUGGUUGAGGGACUGAACAAGCGGGCUCCUGAAACAGAGAUGAUCGGGAAAACCGAUAGGGGGCAUAGGGUUUCGUUUGCAAGCGUCCCUGUACCGCAUACAUUUGAAGGUGAUGAAGUAUGUAAGCCAGUGGUCGGUGACUUCAUUGAGGUGAAGAUUACCAAGUCAUCGACAGCAUCCCUGUUUGGGGAUGUAAUCGCUCGCACAAGCUUGAGCAGGUUCUACAAGAAUCAUUCAUCUGAAGCACAUGCUGUUGCUGCUUAAGGACUACUUGAGCUUGUAGCAGGCCACAUCUCAAGCAUGAUAUCUACCUUGAAACGACUGAUAAGUUAGAUCAUACAGUGCAAUUUAACUGGGUUUGGAUUUUUUUUCCCGAAGAAAAAAGAAUUGGUGACUCAGUUUUGAGAAGACAACUAACGGUUAGCUGCUUUUGGCAGCUGAAGCCAAAACAAUCAUCUGCAUUAGUUCUGCUAGUCGUAUGAAGUAUACCUUUUAUGAGGUCUGUAUUGUCAUGUAAAGGUUAAGCACUACUGGCAAACAAUUUUUGCAUGCUACUGCAACUCGGCAGCGUGAGGUUUAAAUUUAUUUAUUUAUUCUCUUUGGCGAUGAAUGUUGUCCUUGUAAAAUGGUAGAACAUUCAUUAUAUCUUCUCAAUGGGCAUCAUAGGAUUGUCUGUUCAAUCCUCAGGUUGUCCUUGCUCCCUAUUUUUCUUGCCGCCGUAGUUUGGGGUGUUUAGAUGUGGCUAAAUUUUUUUAAGCCCAUGUCACAU
Oryza brachyantha (malo sina) is the source of this 2317-nucleotide messenger RNA. Its product is annotated as CDK5RAP1-like protein. Lineage: Eukaryota; Viridiplantae; Streptophyta; Magnoliopsida; Poales; Poaceae. Gene Ontology annotation, biological process: tRNA modification; negative regulation of cyclin-dependent protein serine/threonine kinase activity. The transcript has 3 exons. Gene Ontology annotation, molecular function: tRNA-2-methylthio-N(6)-dimethylallyladenosine(37) synthase activity; 4 iron, 4 sulfur cluster binding. Gene Ontology annotation, cellular component: mitochondrion; cytosol. The record is from RefSeq and is a predicted model, not a curated record. Bases 16 to 1812 code for a protein of 598 amino acids.